UGGGCCCCGGGGCGGGGCGAGGCAGGUCCCGGCGCCCGGAGGAAGUAGGGGGCUGCUGCCGGACUAGUCCUCCGGCUGGUCCAGCCAUGGAGGCGGAGCCGCCGCUCUAUCCGGUGGCGGGGGCCGUGGGUGCGCAGGGCGAUGAGGACCAACUCGGGGUCCCAGACGGGCCCGAGGCCCCGCUGGACGAGCUGGUGGGCGCGUACCCCAACUACAACGAGCAGGAGGAGGAGCGCCGCUACUACCGCCGCAAGCGGCUCGGCGUGCUCAAGAACGUGCUGGCGGCCAGCGCGGGCGGCAUGCUCACCUACGGCGUCUACCUGGGCCUUCUGCAGAUGCAGCUGAUCCUGCACUAUGAUGAGACCUACCGGGAGGUGAAAUACGGCAACAUGGGGCUGCCUGACAUCGACAGCAAGAUGCUGAUGGGCAUCAACGUGACCCCCAUCGUGGCCCUGCUCUACACACCUGUGCUCAUCAGGUUUUUUGGCACCAAGUGGAUGAUGUUCCUGGCUGUGGGCAUCUACGCCCUCUUUGUCUCCACCAACUACUGGGAGCGCUACUACACGCUUGUGCCCUCAGCCGUGGCGCUGGGCAUGGCCAUUGUGCCUCUUUGGGCCUCCAUGGGCAACUACAUCACCAGGAUGGCCCAGAAAUACUACGAGUACUCCCACUACAAAGAGCAGGACGAACAGGGCCCCCAGCAGCGCCCGCCUCGGGGCUCCCACGCACCCUACCUCCUGGUCUUCCAGGCCAUCUUCUACAGCUUCUUCCACCUGAGCUUUGCCUGCGCCCAGCUGCCCAUGAUCUACUUCCUGAACCAUUACCUGUAUGACCUGAACCACACGCUAUACAAAGUGCAGAACUGCGGCACAAACAGCCAGGGCAUCCUCAGCGGCUUCAACAAGACGGUUCUGCGGACGCUACCGCGGAGCCGAAACCUCAUCGUGGUGGAGAGCGUGCUCAUGGCGGUGGCCUUCCUGGCCAUGCUGCUGGUGCUGGGCCUUUGCGGCGCGGCGUACCGGCCCACGGAGGAGAUAGACCUGCGCAGCGUGGGCUGGGGCAACAUUUUCCAGCUGCCCUUCAAGCACGUGCGCGACUUCCGCCUGCGCCACCUCGUGCCCUUCUUUAUCUACAGCGGCUUCGAGGUGCUCUUUGCCUGCACUGGUCUCGCCCUGGGCUAUGGCGUGUGCUCAGUGGGGCUGGAACGCCUGGCGUACGUCCUCGUGGCUUAUAGCCUGGGUGCCUCGGCCGCCUCGGCGCUGGGCCUGCUGGGGCUGUGGCUGCCGCGCCCGGCGCCUCUGGUGGCCGGGGCUGGGCUGCACCUGCUGCUCACUGUCAGCCUCUUUUUCUGGGCCCCCGCGCCCCGGGUCCUGCAACACAUCGGGGUCCUCUAUGCAGUAGCCGUGCUCUGGGGUGUGGGCAGUGCCCUCAACAAGACGGGGCUUAGCACACUCCUGGGAAUCCUGUACGAGGACAAGGAGAGGCAAGACUUCAUCUUCACCAUCUACCACUGGUGGCAGGCCAUAGCCAUCUUCGCAGUCUACUUGGGCUCAAGCCUGCCCAUGAAGGCUAAGCUGACGGUGCUGCUGGUGACGCUGGUGGCGGCCGCAGCCUCAUACCUGUGGAUGGAGCAGAAGCUGCGGCGGGGCGUGGUCCCGCGCCAGCCCCGCAUCCCGCGGCCCCAGCACAAGGUGCGCGGCUACCGCUACCUGGAGGAGGACAACUCUGACGAGAGCGACACAGAGGGCGAGUGCGGCGGCGGCCGGGGGGACUGCGCGGAGGAGGAGGCGGGGCCCGUGGGGUCAGAGCCCGGCCCCAAACCAGCCGGUCUCUGCCGCCGGCCCUGCCCCUACGAACAGGCGCUGGGAGGCGAUGGGCCCGAGGAGCAGUGAGGGGCCAAGCCUGAUCGCCGGCCUCGGUUUAACGCGUCUCGGGUCAGGGCCUCUAUGAUUCAGCGCCAACUUCUGGAAAGACCCUUGGCCCACCCGGGGUUCAGGAACGGCCCUCCCAGAGCCCCGGGCGCUUGGGAUCCUCCCCGCAGCCCCCUCCAAGGGAGGGUGGGGCCUUGAGACCUCUUGGCCAGGCCCAGAGUGCCUAGGGACCGCACAGCCGAAACCCUCUUCCGACCCCAGGGGCCGCUCUCCACGACCCCCUACCGGCCCCAGCCCCGGGGCUGGGACCCCGCCAGUCCCGUCCCAGCUCUCGGCUACAGGCCUGGGCCGUGUGCGUCGCCCGCUUUGCACAUCCUAUCCCCAUGGUCCGCCAAGAGGUACGACUUUAAGAACAUGAGCAAUAAAGAGAUUUGUGUAUUGUCCUGA
Molecule: messenger RNA, 2318 nt
Organism: Orcinus orca (killer whale)
Lineage: Eukaryota; Metazoa; Chordata; Mammalia; Artiodactyla; Delphinidae
Gene: UNC93B1
Product: unc-93 homolog B1, TLR signaling regulator
Exons: 11
Coding region: 87-1892 (601 amino acids)
Biological process (GO): toll-like receptor signaling pathway; toll-like receptor 9 signaling pathway; toll-like receptor 3 signaling pathway
Cellular component (GO): endosome; lysosome
Molecular function (GO): Toll-like receptor binding
Source: RefSeq, a predicted model, not a curated record